This is a messenger RNA of Rhinopithecus roxellana (golden snub-nosed monkey), 2563 nucleotides long. RefSeq names its product diphthamide biosynthesis 7 (gene DPH7). The coding region runs from base 153 to 1154 and encodes 333 amino acids. Gene Ontology annotation, molecular function: protein binding. The transcript is spliced from 9 exons. NCBI's taxonomy places the organism in Eukaryota, Metazoa, Chordata, Mammalia, Primates, Cercopithecidae. The record is from RefSeq and is a predicted model, not a curated record.
AAGGAGUCGCGAGAGAGGCGGUGCGCGCUGACAGUGUCCCUGAGCCUCCGAGCUCGUCUCGCCGGCGCCGGCUUCGCCGCUCCGCGCAGUGCCCAGCCCUGCCCCGCCGACCCGCCUCUACUGCCGGCUCCGCGCCCUUCUCCGAGGGCUGGAUGAUGGGCGCUUUCGCCCUGCAGACGGUGGACACCGAGCUGACCGCGGACUCGGUGGAGUGGUGCCCGCUGCAAGGCUGCAGGCACUUGCUGGCGUGCGGGACCUACCAGCUGCGGCGGCCGGAGGACCCGCCUGCCGACCCCCAGAGCAAGGGUGGAAUGGAAGUUGAGGAGCCUCGAGUCCGCUUAGGCCGUCUCUUCCUAUACAGUUUCAAUGAGAACAACUCUACUCACCCUCUGGUCGAGGUCCAGAGAAAAGAUACUUCUGCAAUCCUGGACAUGAAAUGGUGCCACAUCCCGGUGGCUGGACAUGCCCUCUUGGGCUUGGCAGAUGCCAGUGGAUCCAUACAACUGCUCCGCCUGGUGGAAUCUGAGGAGAAGAGCCACGUGCUGGAGCCAUUGUCCAGCCUUGCCCUGGAGGAGCAGUGUCUGGCUUUGUCCCUAGAUUGGUCCACUGGGAACACUGGAAGGGCCAGGGACCAGCCCUUGAAGAUCAUCAGCAGUGACUCCACAGGGCAGCUCCACCUCCUGAUGGUCAAUGAGACGGGGCCCAGGCUGCAGAAAGUGGCCUCAUGGCAGGCACAUCAAUUCGAGGCCUGGAUUGCUGCUUUCGAUUACUGGCAUACAGAAAUUGUGUAUUCAGGGGGCGACGAUGGCCUUCUGAGGGGCUGGGACACCAGGGUACCCGGCAAAUUCCUCUUCACCAGCAAAAGACACACCAUGGGCGUGUGCAGCAUCCAGAGCAGCCCCCACUGGGAGCACGUCCUGGCCACAGGAAGCUAUGAUGAGCACAUCCUACUGUGGGACACACGGAACAUGAAGCAGCCGUUGGCAGACACGCCCGUGCAGGGUGGGGUAUGGAGAAUCAAGUGGCACCCAUUCCACCACCACCUGCUCCUGGCCGCCUGUAUGCACAGUGGCUUUAAGAUCCUCAACUGCCAAAAAGCAAUGGGCUUUUGCUGUGUUCCUCACCUUAGAGUGUGGUUCUGUAGCCCUGCCUGAUGAUUCUCUUGGAGGCACACAGGCGUGUGCACUGCAAGAUGACGGUCUGUUUCUUCUCCAACAUCUGCCCAGGUCUUGCUGGUUCCUUUGCAUGACACGGCGGCUCCUCAGGAAACACGUGCUGACCUCUGAGGGGCUGUUCUUGGUGGAGUCUCCCUGUCAGGCAUGACAGGCUGGGGAGAGGCUCUGGGUGAUGUUGUGUUUCCCGGGUUCUCUGAUCUCUCACUCCAGAGGAGAAGCAGGAGGCGACGGUCCUGGCAUCCCACACAUUGCCCGACUCGCUGGUGUAUGGAGCCGACUGGUCCUGGCUGCUCUUUCGUUCUCUGCAGUGGGCCCCCUCGUGGUCCUUUCCUAGCAACCUAGGAACCAAGACGGCAGACCUGAAGGGUGCAGGCGAGUUGCCAACACCCUGUCAUGAAUGCGUAGAGAAUAACGAUGGGGCGGGCCAUGCCAGACCCCAGAGUGGAAUGAAGCCACUCACAGAGCGCAUGAGGAAGAACGGCACCUGGCUGCAGGCUACAGCAGCCACCACGCGUGACUGUGGCAUGAACCCGGAAGAAGCAGACUCGACCUUCAGCCUCCUGGCCACCUGCUCCUUCUAUGACCAUGCGCUCCACCUCUGGGAGUGGGAGGGGAACUGAGCUUGAAAUCAUGAAGCCCCUUCCCAUAAGGAAACCAGGAGGGAGACUGUGAGUGAAUGCCCAGGACCACCUCAUCGGAGAUGCUUACUGCAGCCCUGCAGGCGCCUGUGCACUGAUGGAAUCCACAGUGUAGUCAGAAAAGCUGUUGACUUCUCUUAAAUCAACUUCCCUGCUAGGCCGCUGAAAAUGGACUGGGCAGUGGGGAAAAGACUCAGUUCCCAGCUUGCAGAUUUAAGUUUUUCAGGUAGAUUUUGACUUUCAGCCUUUCAUACUUGUUUAAGCAACUAUUUAUAUUAAAGUUUUUUGAAAAACAUGACUUUAUAACAUGUUUAAAACGAAUAUUUAAUGCCUCAUCAUGGCACCAGAAGUGCUUAUACAGAUUUAGCACAGCCAGUCCAAAAAUCCGAAAUCUCAAACCUUUUGGAAAAUCCCACAGCUGAACUCAUGUGAUGAGUUGCAUAUAUUAUUAAAAAUACUGAGCACAGGCACAGUGGCCUGUAAUUCCAGCGCUUUGGGAGGGGCUGAGGCAGGAGGAUUGCUUGAGGCCUAGAGUUCAAGACCAGCCUGGGCAACAUAGCAAAACGCAGUCUCUAUAAAAAGUAAAAAAAAAAAGCCAGGUGUGGUGCACGUGCCUAUGGCCCCAGCCACUUGGGAGGCUGAGGCAGGAGGAUUGUUGGGCCCAGGACGUCGAGGCUGCACAGCCAGGGGCAACAGAGCAACACUAAUCUCUAAAAAUCAAAUAAAUAAUAAAAAUAUUGUGUAAACAAU